Spea bombifrons (plains spadefoot toad) is the source of this 1675-nucleotide messenger RNA. It is a transcript of the gene METRNL, whose product is annotated as meteorin like, glial cell differentiation regulator. Gene Ontology annotation, molecular function: hormone activity. The record is from RefSeq and is a predicted model, not a curated record. Gene Ontology annotation, biological process: positive regulation of brown fat cell differentiation; energy homeostasis. Bases 174 to 1052 code for a protein of 292 amino acids. The transcript is spliced from 4 exons. Lineage: Eukaryota; Metazoa; Chordata; Amphibia; Anura; Pelobatidae.
AGUGAGUGAGUGAGCAGGAUCUGCAGCAGCAGCAGCCCAGCUGUGGCCGAGAGUGAUGGGGAGAGCGGGGCAAGUCUGUCCUGGAUAAGUGUUCUGCCCCGGGCAAUGCCCACAGCUGCUGCCAGUGCCCCAGCCCCCUGGAUUAACUGCACCGUGAGCUGGAUCUGCCCUGCAUGGGCUUUGCAAACAUGUUAAGGAGGCUCCUGCUGAGUGUGCUCAUGGCGACUGUGCUGGGCAGAGGGACCUCGCUGCAAUACUCCAGUGACAUGUGCAAUUGGAAAGGCAGUGGCCUCACCCACGAGUCGCACAAGAAGGACGUCGAGCAAGUCUACCUCCGAUGCGCGGAAGGAUCCGUAGAAUGGCUUUACCCAACUGGAGCGCUCAUCGUCAACCUGAGGCCAAACACCUUCACGUCGGCUUACAAGCAUUUGACGGUCUGCAUCAAACCAUUCAAAGACUCCAAAGGAGCCAAUAUUUAUUUGGAAAAAACUGGAGAACUCAAACUUUUGGUGAAAGAUGGCGAUAAUAACCCUAACAGAGUCCACUGCUUUGGCAUUGGCCAAGGGGGAUUGUUUAUUGAGGCAACACCCCAGCAAGACAUUAGCCGCAAAAUUACUGGUUUCCAGUAUGAACUGAUAAGCCAGAGGACGCUUUCGGAUUUGCACACAGUCUCUGACCCCUGCCGUCCUUGCGGUGACACCGAGGUGCUCCUGGCCGUCUGCAUUAGCGAUUUCGUUGUCAGAGGUUCUAUCAGAGCGGUGACCGAUGACGCGGAACAGCAGGAAUCCAUCAUAGAGGUUUCUGUGGACAAACUCUUCAAGCAAAAAAGCAAAGUCUUCUUACCUAACAAAGAAGGUGGGGGUUGGGAAGGACUCAUCAGGACGCCUCUGGAAUGCGGCGUGAAGGCAGGGGCCGGCGACUUCCUGUUUACGGGACGGAUGCACUUUGGGGAACCCCGCCUCGGCUGCGCACCCCGAUAUAGAGACUUCCAAAGAAUAUACCAAGAAGCGAAAAAUAAAGGGUUAAACCCCUGUGAAAUCACCACGGACUGAAGGGACUCUCCACCCCGCCAUUAAACGUACUUUUUAUUCAAUAAAACAGAGACUGGGUUAAACUGUUUUACGGACGGCACAUAUUCUGAAGGAAUUGUCCGCGGCGGACGCCCGUGAAUGCUGGACCACGCGUGUAAUAUGUUACACCGACGAGUACGUGGAGGUACGACCCGCGCCGGAUAUAUGCAACAAGACUCCAUACUAAGCCUUACCGCGGAAAUCUUAAAUUAUUAUUUUUAAAGAAAAAAUAUUCUCAGAGUCUUAACGGAAAGAGAAAAACUGCCUUUGUACUUUUUUUUUUUUUAUUACUAAUACACGGAAGAAGAAAAAUGGCUUUUUUUUACGUAAACAGUGUAGCAUUCAGGCGCAGUCUGUAAAAACCCGGUGUGAAUGUGAUAGAGCACAGAUACGAUAUUUCUUAACAUUGAUGCUUUUGUAAAAAGCUUGGUGUAUAAAUUUCAAAGUUGUUUCUUAUGAAAGAAAUGGAUGAACGCAAAUACGGUUCUGUUUUUAUUUUAUUUUUCUCGUUUUUAUGGCGCAAUCCUGGUCUGCCAUAUUGUCCAGACUGUCGGAUUGUGGAAAUUUUCUUAUUUUCAUUUUUUUUUCACAUUUUUUUUUUUUUU